Ictidomys tridecemlineatus (thirteen-lined ground squirrel) is the source of this 2798-nucleotide messenger RNA. Lineage: Eukaryota; Metazoa; Chordata; Mammalia; Rodentia; Sciuridae. The record is from RefSeq and is a predicted model, not a curated record.
CCCGCGAGGCCGCGGGCGCGCGGGGCGGCUUGCAAGCCCAGAGUGCACCGCGGGCACGUGUGCGCGCGCAGCUCCGCUGCUGAGGCCGCGGGAAAAUUCCAAAAAAAGUCAAAACAAAACAAAAAGCCAACACGAGGCCAAGCCAAGUUUUCAAGCCACAGAACCCGGGCGGUGGCUUCCUUUCCGCCACAGCCCAAACUGCUGAAGCAGCUCUGGCGAGGACCACCCGAAAACACUUUUAUUAAAAGAAGAAGAGGAAGAAGCAGCAGCAGCAGCAGCAGCAGCAGCAGCAGCAGCUGCUCCUGGGCUGAGGAUGUGGCUCAGUGGUAGAGUGUUUGCCUAGCAUGCCUGAGGCCCUGGCUCAGUCCUCAGCACCACACCCAAAAGAGAAAAUCUUCUCCCUGACUCCAGCUGUGGAGGCGUUGAGGUGGUGAGUUGAUGCCAUCCCCGCCUGGACUGGUGUGCUGAUGUUAGGAAAGAGACUGGAGAAGGGCAGGGCUGACAGAGUCGUGGCUGGAGUGGAACCUGAUCCCACGUGUGCUCAGUCCCUUCAGUGCUGUCAGGCUGCUGUGGAGCGACGUCCGAUCCCUCUCUCUGACAUGGCCCAGGGGUAUGGAGACCUGGCAUCUGACUGUCAGUUCUGGCUGCAGAAGCUCUCUGGGUGGAACCAGGCCUGCACUCUGGAGACCCAGCAGGACACCUGUCUUCACCUUCCCCGGUUCCAGGAGUUCCUGAGACAGAUAUAUGAAGCCCUGAAAGAGGCGGAUCCUACUGUGAUCAUGGAAAGAUUCCCCACAAUCCGUCAACUGUUAGCAAAAACCUGCCAGAAUCCUUUUAUCUUAGCAUAUGAUGCUGCUCAACACAUUGCUUUGCUCUGGCCCUGGCUGCUGCUGAGUCUGCAUCUCACUGGACGGGUCUGUCACACUUGCUACACGAAGCUGAAGGAGCCUAGCAUCUGCCGAGAUGAAAGCCAGAAAAUUGUAAUAUGGUGCUUAUGUUGUCUGAUUAACAAAGAACCACAGAGUUCUGCAGAAACAAGACUUAACUCCUGGGUUCGGGGUUUGUUAUUGCAUAUACUUUCAGCAUUCAGAUUUGAUGUAAAAGAAGUCGGCCCUUUCACUCAGUGUCUUGGGUACGAGCCUGUGGAUUACUAUCCUGGUUUGCUUAAAAAUAUGGUGGCAUCGUUAGUGUCUGAGCUCAGGGAGGGUCAUCUUAACGGAUGGAACACUCAAAGACGGAUGGCUCCUGAGCGUUUGAUGUCCCUGUCACGCAUCUGUGUCCCUCUUGUUACUCUGCCUGAUUGUCAACCCCUGGUGGAGGCCCUGCUCACCUACCAUGGCCAAGCGCCUCAGGAGGUCCUCUGGCCCGAGCUCUUUGACGCCAUCAACGAGGCCUUUUUGCUGAAGAAGAUCUCUCUCCCCGUGGCGGCUGUCACCAUUCUGUGGCUCCAGCACCUUCCCAGCCUUGAAAGAGCAGUGCUGCAUCUUUUUGAAAAGCUCGUCUCCAGUGAGAGGCAUCGUCUGAGAGAGAUCGAGUGCUUUAUCAAAGAUUUAUCGCUGCCUCAAGCAGCCUGCCACCCGGCUGUGUUCAGAAUUGUCGAUGAGAUGUUCAGGUGUGCACUCCUGGAGACGGAUGGGGCCCCGGAAGUUCUGGCUGCUCUUCAGGUGUUUACACGGUGCUUCCUGGAAGCUCGGGACAAGGAAAACAAGCAGCUGAGGUUCGCGUUCAAGGCCUACUUUCCUCACGCCCCGGCGUCUCUUGCCACCGUGCUGUCGCAACUUCCCGAAGGUCUCCCCCAGGGACGCUGGUUCCAGCGACUGCAGCUCAUCUCCCAGCAGCUCAGAGAGGCCGUGGACGGCCAGCCCCAGGGAUCCCAUGGAGGGCCCCUGCAGAGCUGGUUCCUGCUCGCCCACUUUGGAGGAUGGGCUGACGUGGCCGCCGAGCAGUUACUGAGGUCAGACAUGGACCCGCCUGCAGCCUUGCUGUGGCUCCUGGCCUUCUACCACGGCCCUCAGGAGGGGGCCCAGCAGAGAGCACGGACCAUGGUGCAGGCUGAGGCCGUGCUCCGCGGCCUCCGUGAGCUGUCGGGAAGCGCCCGCCUCUCAGCCAGGGAUCUGCAGGCUUUGGGAGAGAGCAGCCCGGGGGACCCCAGAUCGCCUGCGUGCACCCAGCUCAUCAGGCAGCUCCUCCUCAACUUCCUGCUCUGGGCUCCCAGAGGCCGCACCAUCGCCCGGGAAGCCAUGGCCUUUCUGGCCCCCACCCAUGACGUCACCCGGGAGGUCAUUGGCUUUCUGGACCAGACCUUGUACAGAUGUACCCCGGGGGAGGUGCUCCAAGGUGGGAACAGGGCGGCUACGGCCACCGCCUCGCCCAGCAGCUCCCACGCCACAGGGACCCCAGGCUGCCAGCCACCCGCUCUGCUGCAGCGAGGGAGCAGGUGCAGCCACUGCUGCUGGCGGGCCACCCCCAGCAUGGCAGAGAAUCUGGUCCCCGAGGGUUGUCUGGCCGACCCUCCGUCCUCUUCCUUAGGGACGUCUCAUUCACCGUCCUCUCGCCUCCCAAGCUGGCAGGGCCACGGCCCCCUGGCCCUGCUCACUCUCAGUUCAGACUCGAGUCAGGACGAUGGCCUCCCGUGGCAGCCCGUGCUGCUCGGGGUUUGCUGCGCCCAGCAGCCUCGCUCCGCCUUCCGGGAGACGUGUCCUGGCACAGGAGCUGGGGCCUCGGACCACAGCAAGGAGGCGUCCACGGGUGCAGAUGGCUGUGGAUGGGGCCCAGCUCCCGGGGAGCCCUCUGGCUGA